Molecule: messenger RNA, 1115 nt
Organism: Spodoptera littoralis (African cotton leafworm)
Lineage: Eukaryota; Metazoa; Arthropoda; Insecta; Lepidoptera; Noctuidae
Source: the annotation of a GenBank genome assembly
AUGCUUCAUGCUCCUUGGGUCAAACCUUGUAUUGAGCGAAGCACAAGCUUGUCCACCGUGAACUUUGUUUUGUCUACCUUUCAGAACACGAUCUCGACGUGGAAGAAAUGGUCAUCGGGAGAGUCGGGGCCUGGCGGUCGGAUAUCAGGGUCCGUUUGCGGAUUAGAUCCCAAGUUUUGUGAAGCACCGCGUUCGAUAGCACCUCAUGAAUGGCCGGAUGACAUCACAAAAUGGCCGAUCUGUCGCAAAUCAGUUCUAGACGGAUCUGCGGCCGCUGGUCGGGCAGGUCACGCGCAGAACAUAUGGCCUGUGAGGUCAUUGGCCAUCCCUGCUGUAUAGGAGUCCACGGGCAAUGCGUCAUCACUACUAGGGAACACUGUGACUUCGUAAAGGGUUAUUUCCAUGAAGAAGCGUCAUUGUGUUCACAGGUAUCUUGUCUUGACGACGUUUGCGGCAUGCUGCCUUUCAUGCGGCGACGUCGACCGGACCAGCUGUACCGCGCGUGGACGUCUUUAUUUGUCCACGCUGGUUUACUGCACCUGGCAGCCACGCUGGCGCUGCAGUGGCUCUUCAUGAGGGACCUGGAGAAGAUGGCCGGGCCAGUUAGGAUAGCUGUCAUAUAUUUAGGAAGUGGGGUCGCCGGGAAUAUGGCAUCUGCCAUAUUCGAACCUUAUAGAGCGGAGGUGGGGCCAGCUGGAUCACAUUUUGGUUUACUGGCAUGUCUAAUAGUAGAAGUAAUAGGGGCGUGGCCUCUCCUGAGGCAUCCGAAACGAGCAAUUUUAAAACUAGUCGGUAUAGCCAUAGCGUUGUUCCUCCUGGGUCUUUUACCCUGGAUUGAUAACUUCGCGCACGUAUUCGGCUUCGUGUUCGGAUUCUUACUAGCGUAUGCGUUACUGCCAUUUAUAACAUUCGGUCCUUACGAAAGACGAAGAAAGAUCGCAUUAGUGUGGGUCUGCAUGGUGUCGGCGGGCGGGAUGUUGUGUGCGCUGGUCGCGUUGUUCUACGCGGCGCCGGCGUACGAGUGUGCAGCGUGUGCGUACUUUACGUGCUUACCGUUCGCGCCGGACAUGUGCGCGUCGCAGGACGUGCGCGUGCGUCAGCUGGACGGGGUAUGA